ACAUUACCGAAUAUCUCGCUGGACGUUUUCUUGAUGACAGGGUCAACAAUAUGGCGCUCUCCAUGGUUUACAGAGAUGCUUCAUCUACAGCUUAAACGUUUGCUAGUACAUUUAACAAACUAGCGUUAAGUGUUAUCGGGUUAUCUAUCAAUUUAAAGUUAAACACCUCAAGGACUUGCGUUGACGCGUGAAUAGUAACUAUGUCUGGGACAAAUGUCUGGAGUCGCAGUCGAGAGAAAAUGAGACUUUUCCCUGAACUUUUUGCACAGUGUGCAGGAGAGGCAGCAACGUAUGGGAAGUGUGUGGCAGCUACCACAACAGGCAGACAGGAGCUGAGGAAGGACAUGUGUGCCAAGGAAUUUGAAGCACUGAAGACCUGCUUUACAGCUGCAGCCAAGAAAAAAGCCAAAUGAAUGGAAAUUCUCCCGGCUUUGUUCGAGCUGUAAAUUCAGUCGACCAACCUCAAUUGUGGAAAGAGACGACUGGAAUAUUCCAAGUGUUGAUCGACUUCUGGUGCGGCAUCGUGAAAACAGAACACUUCCUCUACUGUAAAUGAACUGGAUGUGUUAAAACAUGUACUGCUGCUAGUCUUUAAUAUGAAAGACUGAAUGUAAUAUACAGAGGUGAAUAAAACACUGCCGUGAUUAUCAGUCUUUAUCUGGUCUGAACACAAACCAACA
Cyclopterus lumpus (lumpfish) is the source of this 680-nucleotide messenger RNA. RefSeq names its product NADH:ubiquinone oxidoreductase complex assembly factor 8 (gene ndufaf8). The record is from RefSeq and is a predicted model, not a curated record. Gene Ontology annotation, cellular component: mitochondrion. Gene Ontology annotation, biological process: mitochondrial respiratory chain complex I assembly. Bases 201 to 413 code for a protein of 70 amino acids. NCBI's taxonomy places the organism in Eukaryota, Metazoa, Chordata, Actinopteri, Perciformes, Cyclopteridae. The transcript has 3 exons.